GGAUUGUUGGUCUCAUUGUAUAGGCCUAUGCCGAAAUGAGAGCGCUGCUGUUCAGUCUACUUCUCCUGCUCAUAACAGGGGCUCAUGAGUCAUCUGGGUGUCGCCGAAAGCCCACGUGUGCUGAGAUGGCAGAGAUUCACGCAUGCCCAAUGAAUCUCGCACCGGUGUGUGGCGAUGAUGGAAACACGUACCCCAACGAGUGCUCGCUGUGUGUGGAAAGACUGAAAACCAAAUCAGACAUUUUAAUCAUGAAAGAUGGGAACUGCUAGCUUCCCCUGAAGAAAAACAAUGCACAGGAUCAAAUUAAAGCAUUUGAAAUAGAAC
Molecule: messenger RNA, 324 nt
Organism: Triplophysa rosa
Lineage: Eukaryota; Metazoa; Chordata; Actinopteri; Cypriniformes; Nemacheilidae
Gene: spink4
Product: serine peptidase inhibitor, Kazal type 4
Exons: 4
Coding region: 36-269 (77 amino acids)
Molecular function (GO): protein binding
Source: RefSeq, a predicted model, not a curated record